This is a messenger RNA of Mangifera indica (mango), 1958 nucleotides long. RefSeq names its product protein JINGUBANG-like. The coding region runs from base 74 to 1453 and encodes 459 amino acids. The record is from RefSeq and is a predicted model, not a curated record. Gene Ontology annotation, molecular function: protein binding. The transcript has a single exon. Lineage: Eukaryota; Viridiplantae; Streptophyta; Magnoliopsida; Sapindales; Anacardiaceae.
AACAACUUCUCUCUGUCUUAAAUCGUCCGUGAAAUUUUCUUUUCUGUUUCGUUUUCUUAAAUAAAUUGAAGUGAUGACAAACGAGCGAGGCGGAGCUCUGGUUGUGGAGCGGAGCAAUCUCCACAGACCGAAGUUAGGGUUUUUCUUGAGCACAGAUUCGAUUGCGACAUUUAAUGAUAAUCAGUUGGAUGACUACUCUUUGAAUUAUCGUAAAAGCACCGCUUCUGCAACGAGUCCCAGAGGCUCUACGAAUUAUAGCAGUACGCCUACACCGACAAGCGGCGGAGCUUCUCCGUAUCUAAUGUCUCCCUGGAAUCAAACAGCGUCUCCUUACAACAAAUCUCCCUGGAUUUCGCCUUCGUUUAAGGAGAACUUGAGUUGUAAUGGUCUGAUUGGCUCCAUUGUUCGCGAAGAAGGUCAUGUAUAUUCCUUAGCGGCUUUUGGAGAUUUGUUAUACACAGGUUCUGAUAGCAAGAACAUAAGAGUUUGGAAGAACCUGAAGGAGUUUUCAGGAUUUAAAUCAAACAGUGGCUUAGUUAAAGCCAUUGUUAUAGCCGGCGACAAAAUUUUUACAGGUCAUCAAGACGGAAAAAUCCGAGUGUGGAAGGUAUCAAAUAAAAACCCUACCGUCCACAAAAGGGUCGGUAGUUUACCAACUUUUAAAGACUUUGUCAAAUGCUCAUUUAACCCGAGAAACUACGUUGAAGUUCGACGGAACAGAAACGUUCUUCGAAUCAAACACUUCGAUGCAGUUUCAUGUUUGAGCUUAAACGAAGAACAAGGAUUGCUUUACUCAGGCUCCUGGGAUAAAACCCUCAAAGUGUGGCGAAUCUCAGACUUUAAGUGUUUAGAAUCAAUCCAAGCCCACGAUGAUGCCAUUAACUCCGUUGUUGCGGGCUUCGAUUGUUUUGUCUUCACGGGAUCCGCUGACGGAACGGUCAAAGUGUGGAGACAAGAGCUGCAAGGGAAAGGGACAAAGCAUUUUUUGGUUCAGGUUUUGUUAAAACAAGAGAAUGCAGUGACAGCACUGGCGGUGAAUCAAGAGUCGGCUGUGCUGUAUUGUGGAUCGUCAGAUGGGCUGGUAAACUUUUGGGAACGUGAAAAGCAUUUGUCUCACGGUGGGAUCCUCCGGGGCCACAAAUUGGCCAUUUUGUGCAUGGCCGCCGCUGGUAAUUUGGUGUUCAGCGGCUCCGCUGAUAGGAAUAUCUGCGUGUGGAGAAGGGAAGAUAGCGGGGCCCACUCUUGCUUAGCUGUCUUGUCGGGGCACACCGGGCCGGUCAAAUGUUUAGCCGUUGAAGAAGAUCACGAUUGUGAGAACAAGGGAGAUAAAGGGUGGAUAGUUUUCAGUGGGAGUUUGGAUAAGUCGGUUAAAGUGUGGCGCGUGUCAGAGCGCGUUCCUGUGUUAAACGGCUUUAUCUCACCGACCCAAGAGAAAGGGCUCCUUCAAAGUUAAAAAAGACUGAGUUGAGACGAAUAGGACGUGAAGAGCACGCGGAGUCACAAAGACUGCAAGUGGAGAGGUCCCCACGUAGGUAAUUGCAGUGAAAGAGGGGAACAGUAAGAGCGAGUGGCCGUCGGAGCUUCUGAUAUGAUACUUGGGCUUGAAGGUAGUAAAACACCGAUACACCACCACAGACUCCAUUAAUCAAUAGCAGCAUGCCACGUCAUAAACAGUAGUGUACAGUGUGGGACGUUUUAUUUAUUUGUUUAUUUUACCUUCAAAUAUGGGAAAUUGUUAGUAAAAUUAGUUUUUUUUUUUUUUUAAAUCUAGCAAAGAAGUUAAUGAAGAUGUGUAAUAAUUGUAAAAAUAUAUAUUAAUCAACCCCGAGGGUAAUUAUGUCAUGUUGCAGCCAGAUAUUAAUCUUUCCAAUUAGGUGACAUAAAUUUAACCAUGUGAUUUAUUUAUGUAACUCUAGCAUCUUAUAUUAUAAAUUCAAGAUUAUAUAGUGGUUGAAGAA